Aspergillus piperis CBS 112811 is the source of this 1026-nucleotide messenger RNA. Its product is annotated as MFS general substrate transporter. Bases 275 to 1003 code for a protein of 242 amino acids. Gene Ontology annotation, molecular function: transmembrane transporter activity. Gene Ontology annotation, cellular component: membrane. NCBI's taxonomy places the organism in Eukaryota, Fungi, Ascomycota, Eurotiomycetes, Eurotiales, Aspergillaceae. The transcript has a single exon. The record is from RefSeq and is a predicted model, not a curated record.
CAUGUGGUGGAAGACGAGCGAACAGCCUCUCCGGGUAGCCUUCUGGUUCAACCAGCUGUCGUCCGUCUUCUCUGGAGUCGUCAGCUACGGCAUCUGACACACCCACACAGCACUACACCCCUGGCGACUACUCUUCCUUGUCCUCGGCGCAUUCUCCAUCCUCUGGUCAGGCGUCCUAUACAUCUUCCUCCCAGACUCCCCAGUCCAAUGCUGGUACUUAUCCGACCGCGAAAAGUUUGUCUGCCUCGAGCGCGUCAAAGACAACAACACGGGUAUGGAAGACAAAACCAUCAAAUGGUAUCAAGUGCGUGAAUGUCUCCUCGACCCAAAGACAUGGCUCCUAGCUCUGUUCUCGCUCGCCCAGAACAUCCCCAACGGCGGCCUUGUCACCUUCUCCGCCCUCAUCGUCACCGGACUCGGCUAUUCCUCCCUGAUCACCACCGUCCUAGGCAUCCCCACCGGUGUUCUCGCCACCGUAUGGCAGAUCCUGCUCUCGUUACUCGCCUCCCGUGUCCCCAAUUCCCGCUGUAUCAUCAUCGCCGUCUCGAACCUAGUUCCUAUGGCCUGUGCCAUCCUCAUGUGGAAAUUGCCCCGCUCCGACAAACACGGCCUCCUCGCCUCCUACUACGUCUUCUACACCUACUGGGCACCCUACGUACUAUCCACUUCGCUCCCAAUGGCCAAUACCAGCGGUCACUCGAAGAAACUGACUCUAAAUGCUAUCUUCUUUAUCGCAUACUGCGUGGGGAAUAUCAUCGGUCCGCAGGUCUUUCGCUCCACGGAUGCCCCGAGUUACUCGCACGGGUAUGAAGGCCUGCUGGCUUGUCUGGUUGUUGCGAUCGUCGCGAUCUCAGCCUACGGAUUACUUUGUAGAUGGGAGAACCAGCGACGGGAUCGUGAACAGCAGCAGCAGCAGCAGCAGCAGUCUGUUACUGUCUCAGAGGAUGCGGCAUUUUCGGAUCUAACGGAUAAAGAGAAGAGAUCAUUCCGGUAUACUUAUUAGUUUAGCAUUUAAUUUGAACCAGG